AUCCAAGAUUUUGGCUGGAUUGGAUUAGUGUUGAAGAGUACUCCAUGUUCCAAUGCCUUUCUCAUGACAAUACAGAAGGGGUUGAUGAAUUUGCCUCUCCCAAGAGAUUGGUUUUGGGUAAGAGGAAGAGGAUUGCCCAUCCGCCUAAGAGCAGAGCACGUAGAACUUUUACUUCGCUAGCCAACAAGCAAAAUAAGGCUAAAGCGCCCACACCCUCCAAGGCCAAAACUACAAAGGAAAAAGAUACAAGUCGUGACAAUGAAAUAGCUUCUAGUGAAGGCUUUGGUCCAAUCCCCAUUCCUGGUGACAAUAAAGUUCCAUCCAAAGCUAAAGAGGCCAAGCAGGUGGAAGCCUUGGUAGUGAACAUGGAGGAAGCCUUGGCGAACCUUGUAGUUCGUCGGAAAAUUUUGGCCAGUAAAAUGGGUGAGCCUUUGCUUCUCGAUGACAUACUUAAUGUUGUUGACUCUAUCAUUGAUUGGAGUGAUCCUACAUCCUUUAUAGUCGAGUCAACAAAGAAGGCUAAGGCCAAUGAAACUAGUGGAGGUGUGAAAGUUUCAUAUGGCAUGCCCAGUACAACAAAGAAGCUUGAAACAGCAAAGACUCAGCCAGAAGUGACGAUAUUAAAGCCGCAUCCCAUUAGCGAACUACCUCCUUUUAGUGCUGGUGACUUCGAAUUGGUUCCUGGGGGAUUUAUACUAGUGAGGAAAACUAGUGCUACCAGUGAUGGGAAAGGUGUUGAGAAGGGCGAGGCCAAGGCCACAACCAAUGUUGGUAAAGAAAAGGGAAAGAAGGUCACUGAGGCGAAAAAAGUUGUCGGCCCUGGCGAAGCUAAGCAUAGUGGCCAGCCGUUUGCGGCUCCAGUGCAGUCGAGUGAGAUCAACGGUCUGGCCAUGAGGCUACUUAAGAAUCUUGACGAGAUGAAUGAGGACAGAGAUGUCUCACUGACUCGGGAUGCCCUUAACGAUGCUGAGAGUCUAAACUUUGAAGUCAAUGCCCUUUGCACUCAUUUAUCAACCUUAGCAAAGGCAUACCUUGGGAAGACCGAGUUCAGCACGGCUGGAGGUGACAUGGCUGAGGGCUUGGUUGAGUGGAUCAGGGAGCAAGCGAAGCAUAUUGAAGAGAUGGAGAAGUCUUUGGCCAAGACAAGAGAACUUGUCGUCAAACUGGAAGAAGGAUUGGUGUCAGCCAAGGCUUACUUAGGAUUGCUCAACCAAGAAAAAGAACGUUUGGAUUCCAAUGGUAUGAUGAGCUUCGUUAGGCCUAUAUGGAGGCUGCCAAAGCCUUUGGAGAUGAGCCCGACCCCUUCCUACCAUGAGUCAGCCUUACGUCCUAGCUUUCUCUUCAUUUUUUUAUUCCUUUUCCCUUACAAGAAGUUGGCCAUUAGUGAUGUUGCCAUGAUGUAACCUUUUAACCAUGUUUGUUCUGGGUUGAACAUCUUUGCUUCUAGUAAAGUCUGGACCUUGUUGCUCGUUUAUUUUCUUGCUUGUUUCUCCCUGCUGCUCUAAAUAUACCAAUUGGACAGACAAAUUUGUACUGGAGAAAUGGAUCAGGGAGGUUGUUUUAUGUUAUAUGAUGCACUUCUUCUUUUUCCCUUUUUUCUUUCUUUCUUUCUUUUUUUUUUUUUCUUUUGAACACUCCCUAUCCUUUUAUAGUCACAGAGUGGAAUGAAAGGAGUCUAAAUAG
Messenger RNA from Rubroshorea leprosula, 1683 nucleotides. The record is from the annotation of a GenBank genome assembly. Lineage: Eukaryota; Viridiplantae; Streptophyta; Magnoliopsida; Malvales; Dipterocarpaceae.